Molecule: messenger RNA, 5990 nt
Organism: Musca domestica (house fly)
Lineage: Eukaryota; Metazoa; Arthropoda; Insecta; Diptera; Muscidae
Product: E3 ubiquitin-protein ligase Topors
Exons: 5
Coding region: 944-4642 (1232 amino acids)
Biological process (GO): protein monoubiquitination; protein polyubiquitination
Molecular function (GO): ubiquitin protein ligase activity; metal ion binding
Source: RefSeq, a predicted model, not a curated record
ACGUCGGAACGUGUUGGAGAAUUACAGUCUACUUCUGACAAUAAUAUCAAUUAGAGACAUUAAAGCUCAAUAAAAUAUUUAAUAUUUUCGGUAAAAUAAUCGAAUUUUCGAAACACUGAACUAAAGAAAACAAAAUUCGGCAUGAAUUUAACGUUACAUUUCAUGGUUUAUGUAAAGUAGAUUCAUACGUGUGUGUGUGUGUGAUGGUCGCUUGUAAUAAUGAAUACCAACAAACAAUUUUUGUACGCUUUACAACACUGGCGAUUAUUGUUGUCGCCGUCGGUCGUCUGAAUGGAACAAUUUAAUGUUUGUAGUAUUCGUGUGGCCAAGUGCAGAAGUAAAGAGAAAAUAAAUGCAAAAUUUCUAGAAAAGAGUUGUGAUAAAAGUGAAAUAAUGUUGUGAAAUAUAUAAAAGAACUGAGAGAGCAUUAAAUGAGAUACGAAGUUUCUUUGCCUAAAGUUUUAGAAGCGGAGAAAAAUCAAUACACAGAUUUGCCAUUUGUGCAAUAAGCCAAAGCCAAUCAAGACAUUUCAUUUUUCCUGCCCCUCUAUUGAAUUGCAUUGCAGCAGGGAAGAUAAAAAAAUCGAUUUUCCUAAGAACACCUUUUUUUUGGCCGAAAACAACAGAAUCGUCGUUUGUUUCAGCACCUCGUGAAAUGUCAAAUGAAAUGAAUGAAAAACAAUAACAACACAAAUAAGUGGCGAAUCAGUGUUUUGUGAACGAAUAAUAAGGGGAAUAGUCCCAAACCAGAGAGAAGAAGAAAGAUAAAUUGCAGAGAAUAUGUAGACAUGGAAUGUCUACAACUUUUCUGAACAAACGUGUGGAAAUUGUCUUGCAUUUUCGGUUGGAAAAAGUCUCUAAAUAUCAAUAAAUGAUUACAAAUAACGUCGAGUCAUAGUAAAACGAUUUACAAAAAUACAACCAAGUUUGAAAUCCGUAUUCGAUGGAUUUGCUAGACAGCGCAAUGGAGCUAUUGAAUAAUACUUCAUCGCCCACGAUUAGCAGCGGAGGUAGUAAUAUCAGCUCAACAACAUCUCAUGGCGAAUCCCUAUAUCAACUGCAAUCGGCAAAUGCAAAUAAUUUAGUUCAAGAAGCAAUGGCCAUGGCAUCAACCGCAGAGGGGGUGGAUGGAAUAGGUGGUGGAGGUGAUGUCAGUGGAUUAGAAGUUGUAUCUCAGCCACAACAAACCCUGGAGGAUGCUUUUUUACCCCGUUAUGCAUUGAAAUCACCCAGGUCUUCUAGCAGCAGUGAGAGUGAAUCAGAGGAGGCUACAAAUCCAACAGCUGGAACUUCAGCCGAUGGCAAUGGGGAGAGGGUGGCUUCACCACCCCCAAAUUGUGCCAUCUGCUUGGGUCGUUGCAAAAAUAAAUGCUUUACCGACUCAUGCAUGCAUCAGUUCUGCUUCAAGUGCUUGUGCGAGUGGAGCAAAGUCAAACCAGAGUGUCCACUGUGCAAGCAAACCUUCAAGUCGAUUAUUCACAAUGUCAAGUCAGAGCACCAAUUUGAAGAGUACCAUGUCCAGCCGCCAACUGUGCAAAUUGCUCAAUCCCAAUUUGAUAUGGAUCUGGCACAGAUGCGCAUCUUUGGCGUUGUUAGUCAAAAUAUUGGCCGCAAUGAAACCUGGAGUGAUCGUGUGAAUCCUAAUUUUAUGUACGCUAUAGCCCCAACAGCAGCUGGCGGUGGUAACAACAAUCGUUCCAUGCCAGUAGGUAGCUUGCGAAAUCAAUAUAUGUAUCGUGCAGAGUUAUUGGAUUUAUAUCGUCAAGAAUAUCCUGAUAGUACAUUAAGCCAAUUGUGGCGUCGCUAUGUUUACGAUCGAAAAUUAUACGCCCUGCCAGUUCGUGAUGUUACCGGGCGUUUUCGUGAAAGCAGUUCUCAGUAUUAUAGGGAUAAUCCAGCACAAAUACAUCGUUUGAUGCCGUGGAUCAGUCGCGAUUUGCAAUGUUUGUUACGUCAAUCCCAACAUGAUGUUAACACUGUCUUGGAAUCCAUCAAUUCAGCCUUAGUUCUUAUGAAUAUCCUAUCGCCGUCAUUCCGCCGUCGUUUGCAAACAUAUUUGGGCAAUAAGACCGCACACUUCAUACACGAAUUGAAUAAUUUCGCUAGAUCGCCAUUUGAUAUGAUUGGUUAUGAUAGAGUUGUUGAAUACUCACCACAGUCCAGUGAGGAUGUCGUCAUAGAAUUCACUUCAUCGGAUGAUACAACUGAUACAGAUGAAAUCGACGUAGCUGAAGAUUCAGCUACCCAAUCUGUCGCUGCAUCGACAAAUGGUGGGACUCUUGAUAAUGAUGAUGUUGAAAAUCUUCCAAGUUAUUACAGAGUAUUUAAUACUCAUUUCAACUCUUUUACAGCUAUAAAUUUAACAAUUCAUAACCGCUUAGCGUCAAAUAUGACACGACAUGGAGGUGAUGGAACAGCCGGCCCAAGUGGUUCGAUGCGUUCGGUUGUACAAGAUGGGGUUAGUUUGGUUAUUGAUUUAAGAAACGAGCCGGAGGAGUCGACUGCGACCGAUGCAGCUGUACAUGGCAACAACAGUACAGAGGCUGUAAGUUCGAAUUUAAGUCAGCCAACCGUUACGGAAAACAUCGAAUUAACAUCGGGCAGCAGUGAUGAAUGUGAAUUUGUUUUGGAGCGUAAACCUCCACAUUUGCGAACACCCGAAAAGGUUAGUCUAGACUCGGCAUCGGAUUCCGAUGUGGUUUUUGUCGAAGAAACAAAACCCUUAAACAAAACCUCAUUCAGUACAAGUGAAGCAGAACCGGACAACGAUGAUGCCGAUACGGGCAAAGUAAAACGCCAAUCGUCUAAUCGUUCUAAAAUUACAGCCUUAGUAGAAGCCAAGAAACGUAGUAAUCAACAGUCUGCUACCAGUACAACUAAGAAUGACGCAACACCAAACAAUUCAGAUAUAUAUAAUGUGGGAGCAAGCACCUCGGCGGCACUACGGCUAUCGAUACAACAAAACAAAAAGCGGACUAAAUAUUCUCUGCGUAAUGCAAGAGCGGACACGAAUCAGGUCAAUCCAACAAGACGUCGUGGCAAACGUUUGCCAAGCGAAAGCAGCCAUUCCAGUAGUUCCGACUCCUCCUUGGGUGAUGGGGCAACAAGUGGGUCUUCAAGCGACGAAGAAUAUGUUCUAUCGGCAAAUCAGAGGCAUAGUGCGAAAAAACGCAGGCGAGUUAAAAAAUCAAAGAGGAGGAGAAGUAAGUGUGGCACUUCAGCUACAAAACGAAGGAAGACAAACAACAAUUAUGAAUCGACUGACGAUGAUCCGGAGGAAAGUGAAGAUGACGACGACGAUGACGACGAAGAUGAUAAUGGGCAUAUGGGAAAGAAUUUUGCCCUCGUUAUGGCCUUAAACGGGCGACUAAAAAGACAAGAGGAGAAACUAAAAACAUUGCGUGCGACAAAUAUCGAUGACGAGGAGAAUCAAAGCGAGGGGGAGAACUCAUGGCGUGUGAAGGCAGUCAACGAACCUUUACGGAAACAGCAACAACAACAGGCUAAAAGUGCUCUAAUCGGUAAUGGACGUAAGCGAAGGAUACGAAAAUUGUCUCACAAGUCAACGAACGACGGAAAUAUCAAACAGCCUAAACUUGACGACGAUGAAACGCAGGGUGGCAGUGAUACCCAUGGGAAAGAAGAGCCAGCAUUCAAAAAUGGUGAAAGCUCAGGGGAAAGCAGCGAAAGCGAUAAUGUAAAGUUAAUAGAGUUGAAAACAAAGCUCUCGAAAAAUUCUACCAGUAAUGAGAACCUGGAAUCAACAAGUAACGAGCGUUUACAUGACGAAGAUGCGAAUCGUGUUACCAGUAGCAGUAAUGACCCACAAGAUAAGUGCACGGAAACAGCAAUAGCCAGUCCUCGCUUGCCGUAUGCCCAAGAGAGUCUCCAUAUAACUGCCUGUGAUGAUAAUGCCGCCUCAAAUAUGCCCACCGUUGUAGUAUCCGCCCCCGAAACGCAAACGCACAGUUCAUAUGAUGAUGAUACAGUUGCCAUUGCUGCUGGCUGCAGCCAUCCACAUACAACAGGUAGCGAAGCCAAAACUGCACCGGUAGAUGAUAUUCAAGGCGAGAAUUCAGGAGAAAAUUCAGAAAAUCAAGACAAGUCUGUUAACUUCAAAAAUCCAGUUGAUGACAUUAAAAAAGAGAUGGAAGAAAUCGAACAUGAGGGUGAUACAGAGCAUGCACGCAGAGAGGCAAAUGAGGACAAUGAGUAUAGUAAUGAAACAUCCAAUUUAUAUUCAACAACAGAGCACGAUGAAGAACAGGAAGAUAUUAAACAAGAACGUGAAGAAGGAGAAGAAGAGGAUGAUGAUGAUGACGAGGAAGAUGAUGUAGAUGAAAAUGGUACUACGUUAAAUGAGAAUAUGUCUCACGAUUCGAAUGUUUUCGAUGCAAAUAGCAUGAGUAAUACGACCACAACCGACACAAUACUAAAUGACGCUGCCGAACAAAUUUCACCAGCUGCCGUUAGUUUUUAUACACCUCAGCCACAGUCUUCUUCUUUCAAUACUGCCGAUUUUGCUGACGACAAUACGAUGAAUAGUAGCAGUUCAGAGAGUUCAGUAUCAUCUACCACAACAUCAUCAAGCAGUAGUAGCAGCAGCAAUAAUACCAAUGAUUUUAUGAAUUAUCUUUCAUAAACUAUGUUACAGCCAUUCAUCUAUACUUUAAUUCCGACUUAAUAAAAUAGAACGAACCAAACUACAACCAAUCCAAUUUUUUUCAUGGCAUCCAUCGACAGCCGAUAACGAUAGCAACAGAAAAACUCACUAAUAUCACGGAUAUCCAUAGACACAUAAAUAAUAAAUAGUUUAAUUUUAUAUAUCGUAUAUGAACUCUCAUCCAUAGCAAUAUAUACAUAUACGCAUAUGUAUGUCAUACAUAGAAUGAACAUUUUGCAGAAAUCAUACAUUUGAGUAGAAAGAGCAAUGCUUUCAUACUAUAAUAACAAUUACAAAUAUUUAAUUGUAACUUAUUUUUGGCUGGAAUCGUUCCAUACUCCAUGUCCAUAAUUGCAACAAAAUCCUUAGUAUAAUUUAAUUUAAGUUUGAACACAAAUUUGUAUGUAUAAUCUAAUUAUAAAUAGUCAUAAGUUUUCAAUGUAUUUUUAAGUUAUCUUUUUUGUAUAGUGUACAACUGGUAACACAAGUUUUUGUACAUCAUCUCAAACAUCUCCAUCCUGCAAUUGCACAUAAAAACAAUAACCGGAAUAAAUUCAAUUAUUAUAAUGCAAUCGAUUUCAUGAGAUGUAUCCCUUUGAAAAUACAGUCCACUUAAUCCAGCAGGAAUAUUUUAAUAAAAUUAUUAAAAAUAUUUAAUCAAGUGAACUCUCUCAUUAUUAUUAUUUUUCCAAUUGAUCAACGAACAACUAUAUGUAAAGAAAAAGCAAAACAACAAAUACAAAGAAUUAAAGAAAAAAUGGGGGAAACUCAAUUGUAAAUAGUUAUGAUGUAGUUGUGAAAAGUUUCAGAAUAUUAAGACACAACAAUAUUACUCUUUGUUUGAUUCGAAUUAAAACUUAAUAAAGGAAAAUGUGUUAAAUGUGUGAGUGUGUAUGUGCGUGUGUAAGUGUGCAGCAAAAAGAGUAAAUUGUAAUGGGAUUGUUCCUCCUUUCGUGUUUGAAAUCAUUCACCACUGUUCAUAAUAAUAUUAUAAUGGUAUUGUACUAUCUAAACUCAAUAAAAUGCUUUCACCGUUCUAAGUUUUAUAAGCGAUAUUUUACAAAUGAUUAAAUUUAAAUACUUUACAUAAUAUAAAAAUUAAAAAAUAUAUAUACACAAACAAAACUACACAUUCAUAUAUGGAGUAAGAAUGAAAGUGAAAACAAAUACAUACUUAUGUUCAUGUAUUUGAAAAUCGUGUGUUUUAUUUUUGAUAUUGUGGCAUGCAACUAUGUAGUUUGUAGCACAUCGAAAUUUAUGAUACAAACUGAUACAUCCAUAUGAAUCUCCACAUUUAAAACCGUCGUCCUUUGUACAGGUAUAUAAA